UUCAGGAUAACAGACAGAGAGAAGAUGAGAGACAGAAGGAUAGCAUGAUGAGGAUUACACUCGUUCUUCUUCUCUCUGUCCUCCUGCCGCAGCUUGGCCGCACGCAAGAGGACACUCUCACCACUGCACAUCAUUGGGUUGAUCGAGUUGGAAACAAUAACUGUGUGUGUGUGUGUGAUCAGGAGAAGCUGCCUGACCUGAAUCAAACACAGAAAGAAACAACGAAGGAUGGACGUGGAUUCCAACACACACAGCACUCACAGAAACCAUCUAAACCCAACCUAAAUGAAGCCCCUCCCACUGCUCGCCCUAAGACCCCACCCUCCAGUCUGUUCUCUCAGGAAUGUAGGUCUGGGAAUUACACACGUGCGUCUUGUGCUAAAGUCUUCUGCCCUCCGUGGCAGCGCUGCAUCAACGGUCAGUGUGUGUGUAAACUGCCAUAUCAGUGCCCACGGACUGGAGAUGGUGCAUGUGGACUGGACGGGAAGAGCCACCCGACUCUGUGCCACUCUCAGACCCACGCCUGCAGAUACAAAAAACCUGUCUUUUCUCAUUACACACAACUCGCAUCAUGUGCAGAAAACCUUUUUACAGUGCAAUUAGAGGAGGUCAAGGGACAGCAGGUGGUUCAGGUGACUACAGAUCAAAAGAAACUGCUGAUCUGUGCUUCAGACUCAUGGAACAUGGCGGCUGCUAAUGUCAUCUGCAGGCAAACCAAAAACGAUGUUAGAGGAGCCCUGGCGUUGGGGACGAGCAUGUUUAAGGAUGUACGAGAUGCAGACACUUUAAGAGAGUGUAUGCGUGUGAGGUGUACAGGGGCGGAGCUUAGUCUGUCCGAGUGUGUACUUUACAAACCCCAAAAAAUCACUGACAACACAUCUGUUGCUACGGUAACCUGCUACACGGAACAACAAGGCAAGGAGGAGUGUGCUGAGUUCCAGUGUGUUAAUCAGAAGUGUGUGUCUUGGGCACAAAUUUGUGAUGGAGUGGACGACUGCGGUGACAACAGCGACGAAAUGUGCUGCACUGGUUGCCAAAACGAUGCGUUCCACUGUACCAGUGGAGUGUGUCUCCCACGUUACACUGUUUUAGAUCAGAUACGGGAUUGUUUAGGGGGAGAAGAUGAACUGAAACCAGCCACAGACAUCAGGAAGAUUCACCUGAACUCAGAGUCACCUGAGAAAGAGGUGUGGUCGAACCCUAUCAAAGAUAUCCAGAUGGCACGCAGUCACAUUGAAACACUGCAGUGUGGAAUUCCCAACAUGGACUAUCUGAAUAAAGACGAGGAAGAAUUACGACCCACACGCACUAAACGUGUGGUGGGCGGGAACGAAGCUCGGCCGACUCAGAUACAGUGGCAAGUGGCCGUGCAGGAAGGAGACCGAAUCCACUGUGGUGGUGUUUAUCUGGGUGGCUGCUGGGUUCUAACUGCAGCCCACUGUGUCAGGAAGAAGCCUCAGGCGUUUAGGAUUAAAUUCUCUCUGUGGAAGAAGUUGUCUAUUCAGAAGACCACUGACAGCAUCCCUGUGAAGAACAUCCACAUGCACCAUGAAUACAACCCACGCACCUAUGAGAAUGACAUCGCACUCAUCCAGCUUAAGGAACUGGCAAACGAGAAAGAGUGUCUCAGGCCGAACCCGGCCGUGCGACCCAUCUGCAUCCCCUGGUCCACACUGCAGUUUCCUCCCAACUACACCUGCACCAUCUCCGGCUGGGGACGCAACAAAGAGGGAGGCAGUGCGAAUGCUCUGAUGUGGGCCAACGUGAGUCUCAUUCCUAACUGUAGGAGCUAUUACAAGGAACGGUUCCGUGAAGGAAUGAUGUGUGCAGGUGAUCUGGAGGGGAAGGUGGACUCGUGCCAGGGUGACUCUGGAGGCCCGUUAGUGUGUGAGGAUGCGACUGGUGUGUCGUAUGUGUGGGGAAUCGUGAGCUGGGGAGAAAAAUGUGGGGAAGCCGGCUUCCCCGGAGUGUACACCAAAGUGGCUCACUAUUUUGAGUGGAUUCGCCAAAUCACCGGCUGGCCUGCAGUCACCAAGUACAAUCAGUAAAGUGGAAACAUGCUAAUAAUGCUAAUAAUGUAGCUGAAGUUUUGUUUAUCGUUUUUAUUUCAUCUGGGUUAAUUCUUUCAAAUUUUAAUUUCAUUGUUCUCAUUAAACGUUUUACAAGCUAA
This is a messenger RNA of Tachysurus fulvidraco (yellow catfish), 2170 nucleotides long. RefSeq names its product complement factor I. Gene Ontology annotation, cellular component: membrane. Bases 45 to 2048 code for a protein of 667 amino acids. The transcript has 14 exons. Lineage: Eukaryota; Metazoa; Chordata; Actinopteri; Siluriformes; Bagridae. The record is from RefSeq and is a predicted model, not a curated record. Gene Ontology annotation, molecular function: protein binding; serine-type endopeptidase activity. Gene Ontology annotation, biological process: proteolysis.